AUGACUGAUGAACGCCCCAACAAACAGAGGUACUUCCCGCGCAACCCUGCAAGGCAAUCUGUCAUCGACGCGGAAAUCGAUGAGCUACCAUCGCAUCAGUGGAGACCGUCAUUCGAUCGUCAACUAGCGAGCCAGCCACACGUGGAGAAACGAAAGAAUUUUAAUAAAGGUGAAAAUCAAUCAACGAUGAACAUGGAAAGCAAAAUGGAGGAGAGUGUGAAGCGCUUACGCGAACGCGUAGCCGAGGAAAACGCGAAGCGACCGCGGACCCUGAUGCUGGGCGUGGGGCCGACGAUAGGCCCACGGGAUGCUGCCCCCGCACGCGCCGAAGCCGCCGAUGCCGCCGCGGUGUACGCGGCACUCACGCACACUACUGGACAGACGCGCAGCCAGCAGCAAGCAAUGGCGACCCAGCUAGCCGCUAGACAGACCGCCGUCGCACGCGCUGCCAGCAUACACGCCGCCGCCAUCCACGCGGAAACGACUCGUGCUCUGUCGGUACACGCGAUCGCGGUUCACGCAGCCGCAAGGUACGCGGCCACAGCCAGCGUGACGACGGACACCCACGCUGAAAAUGCCGACACCGCACAGGCUACAGCAGCACGCGCCGUCGCAGCCCAAACAACUACACGACGGACCCUCGCCGCGCGCACAACCGCCGUACACGCUACAGCGGCGUUCACCAACGCAGCGCGUGCUGCCCACAAAAUUGGUGGGCGCUCACUAGCCGCUUUCCCGACCGUCAGCCCUUCAGGAGACGACAGAUACAACACCGCCGGGGCAACCGCCUUCUCUGUGAGGAGGGUAACUUCUAAUCACGACACCAGGCACGGGAGCGGAAUGGACACGGACAAAACCACGUCCACUAUUAGCACGCCCACCGAAAGUAUAACAAGCGACAGCUCGACGAGCGACAGCGCAUCGCACACCACUCCAUCGGACACCAGCCCAACCACCGAUAGCCCAACAGGCGAGAGUCCAGCUAGCGACAGACUGGCUAACCAGGACACCGACAUGGGGUUGGCCGAACAGCUCGACAUCGAGCUAUCCUCGGACGAGGAGCCGCCACAGCAGACGUCGAUGGCCUUUAAGGCUUCUCCACGUAUGAUGACACAAAGUGAGGAAACUGCAACACAACGUAAACGAAGGCUUCAAAAAGCGAAAGAAAAGUAUAAAGCAAAACGAGCUAAAGAAAGUGAAGGUGAUAGAAAUAGUCGAUUACAGAAACGACGGGAACAAUUAGCGUCAAAAACACCUGAGCAAUAUGAGGCCAGGUUAAAAAAGCAACGUCAGCGAUAUACACAAAUGACGGCGUCAGAAACGCCUGAAGAAUACGAAGCCAGGUUAACAAAGCAACGUGAGCGAUACACACAGAUGAUAGCGUCAGAAACGCCUGAAGAAUAUGAAGUUAGAUUAAUACAAAGCCGUGAAAGACAAAGACAGCAGUUGGGUUCAGAAACGCCUGAACAUCGCGAUACGAGGUUAAAUAAACAACGAGAGCGUACCCAGCAAUGCAGAGCUAAUAAUCUGCAGGCAUUCGAGAAUGCUAUUAACACAAUUUGUAUACAUGUUUGUGAUAUUUGUACCAAACGUUGUUAUCCUAAUCAAGUUCGUAUCAUUGUUAUUAUGUUCCCGCUGUCAAACACAUGUUACUAG
Rhagoletis zephyria (snowberry fruit fly) is the source of this 1656-nucleotide messenger RNA. RefSeq names its product mediator of RNA polymerase II transcription subunit 12-like. NCBI's taxonomy places the organism in Eukaryota, Metazoa, Arthropoda, Insecta, Diptera, Tephritidae. The record is from RefSeq and is a predicted model, not a curated record.